Messenger RNA from Protopterus annectens (West African lungfish), 1550 nucleotides. RefSeq names its product nucleoporin 62 (gene NUP62). The transcript is spliced from 11 exons. Gene Ontology annotation, cellular component: nuclear pore; nuclear pore central transport channel. The annotation marks the transcript as partial. Lineage: Eukaryota; Metazoa; Chordata; Ceratodontiformes; Protopteridae. The record is from RefSeq and is a predicted model, not a curated record. Gene Ontology annotation, molecular function: structural constituent of nuclear pore; phospholipid binding. Gene Ontology annotation, biological process: RNA export from nucleus; protein import into nucleus.
CUCUUCAGGUUGGCUGCUCCAAAACAGAAUUUGGGAGGCACCACACAGUCUUCGUUUGGACCAGGUGGAUUCACAUUUGGAAAUGCUCCUGCCAGCACCACUACUGUUGCUGCCACCACAGCAGCUCCCACUGGCUUUUCAUUUGGCAGUACACUGCCAAACCAGACCACUACAGCUGCCGGAUUCAGCUUUGGUGCUUCCACAACACAGCCUGGGUUUAAUCUUGGUGGAAGUACUGGGCAGGUGGGAAGUUCAUUGAGCUUCGGCAGUACAGCUCCGUCAACACCAGCAGCCCCUACUGGGUUUUCUUUUGGAAGUGCAAAUACUGCCACCACCACUGCUACUUCCACACAGCCUGCUGCUCCAGCUUUCAGCCUAGGAGGGCAGUCAACAGGAUUCAGCUUUGCAAGUUCUCAAGCUGCACCAGCAGUAGCACCCAUGAGUCAGCCAUCAGGUUUCAUACUGGGCGUUAAGCCCACAGAGACUGUUGCUCCUACUCCUGCAACUACUGCUGCAUCCGCUGCUGCUUCCAUAACAUCGAAUGCACCUUUACUCUUUGCAUCUAUUGUGAGUUCCUCAGUGCCAGCCACUUCGGCCACACCUAGCUUCCUGUCAACCACCACACCAUUAAGUGGAAGUCUGAGCCUAGGAUUUAAAGCACCCCCAACAGCAGCCACAGCAACAUCUCUUCCUACAGCCACCGGCACAGGUUUGGGCAGUGGAUUUUCUUUAAAACUGACCACCACUACCAUCACUAGCACUACUGCCUCUCUUCCCAUCGCUAGUACGACAUCCAUUGGUUUGGCAGCUACAACAACCAGUGCAACACCUAGCACAAUCAUCAGCACCACAGCAACUGCUGCAACCAGCAUGCCUUCAGUGAUGACUUAUGCGCAGCUGGAGAGCCUAAUUAACAAGUGGAGUUUAGAGCUGGAAGAUCAGGAGAAGCACUUCCUGCAUCAGGCGACACAAGUCAAUGCAUGGGACCGCAUGCUGAUUGAGAAUGGAGAGAAGAUAACCAGCUUGCACAGAGAAGUUGAAAAGGUGAAACUGGAUCAGAAAAGGUUGGAUCAAGAGUUGGAUUUCAUCCUUUCCCAGCAGAAGGAGCUGGAAGACCUCCUUUGCCCACUGGAAGAGUCUGUGAAAGAGCAGACUGGUACCAUAUACCUACAGCAUGCAGAUGAAGAGCGCGAGAGAACGUACAAACUGGCAGAAAACAUUGAUGCUCAGCUGAAGCGAAUGACUCAAGACCUUAAGGAGAUUAUUGGGCACCUGAACUUAUCCAGUGGUCCUGCAGAUACAAGUGACCCACUUCAGCAGAUAUGCAAAAUUCUGAAUGCCCACAUGGACUCACUGCAGUGGAUCGAUCAGAACUCUGUGUUCCUGCAAAGGAAGGUUGAAGAAGUUUCUAAAGUAUAUGAGAAUCGCCGUAAAGAACAAGAGCGAAGUUUUCGAAUUACAUUUGACUAGGAAACAACUGAAAUAAGAUUUUUUUCGUCAGACCUUUGUUCCAUUUUUGUUUAUUUGUGUGAAUAAAUUGCUUUCUGUAA